Messenger RNA from Colletotrichum abscissum, 354 nucleotides. RefSeq lists its product as uncharacterized. NCBI's taxonomy places the organism in Eukaryota, Fungi, Ascomycota, Sordariomycetes, Glomerellales, Glomerellaceae. The coding region runs from base 1 to 354 and encodes 117 amino acids. The record is from RefSeq and is a predicted model, not a curated record. The transcript has a single exon.
AUGACUGGAUCUUGCCUGGCUUGGCUACCACCUCGAGCAGGGUGGGCAAUCCCCUUGUUGUCUCCGAGAGCCUGCCUAUGCGCAUUAGCGAGCUUGAAGCGCCAAACGAUCUUUGGUCGUUUCCGCCUUGGAUCUAUUACCCUCUCUCUUCUCAUCAAAACCGUCUUCACCUCGGUCGAAAGGCUGCAAUCACGCAUCCAAGCAUCCGAGCCUCGAGAUAGCCGAAGGAAUUUUCCUGACGCACGGCGCAAGGUCCUUUCGCCGAUUCGAGCCUUCUUCGUGUCCCACGCUCAUUGUGUUUGCCAUCCUCCGGCCAAUCCAGUCUUAUAUUCGUCAACUAUUUCGCUUCCUUAG